Parasteatoda tepidariorum (common house spider) is the source of this 6112-nucleotide messenger RNA. RefSeq names its product sushi, von Willebrand factor type A, EGF and pentraxin domain-containing protein 1. Gene Ontology annotation, molecular function: protein binding; calcium ion binding. The record is from RefSeq and is a predicted model, not a curated record. Lineage: Eukaryota; Metazoa; Arthropoda; Arachnida; Araneae; Theridiidae.
UACGGAUCAGAAUCGAGUCCAUUUUUGACACUCAUGAUUAGAAGAAAAAAAAUAUCGCCGAUUCUACAGUUUUGGAAAAAUAACUAGGAAGUAAAGCUUUCCUAAUUUAAUUUUUACACACUUCCCUCGAUGAUGAGUUUAUUUUUUCAAACUCGGAUGAAACAUAAUCACAUGCACUUCCUCAGAGAUGAAUUAAAAGAUAUGACUCUCUUAUUCUUCCGAUUAAAAGGCCAGACUCAUACUCAUCUUCCAUCGAAACACUUUUUUUCUCGAAUAAAUGUUGGAUAUCUUCGAUUAGCACGUUGAAGUAAAAAUGUAAAUAGAAUUCAUUAUCCGAAACUACUUAAACUAACAUUAAAAAUGAAGAUUUCUUCGAGUUAUUUAGCCGUGUUGUUGGUUAAAUGGUUGUGUCUGCUGUGUUCGAUCAAUGCUAGGGGCAGAGACAACGUGACAAUUAGUGAAGAUUUGAAAAAGUUUUUAGGUACCCUGGAAAAGUACGAAAAUACCCGCAACGAGGUUAUUUUCCUUUUAGACGAAUCUGGAAGUAUAACAGCAGCUAAAUAUCCAGAAGUUAAAACAUUUACCGAAUUAGUUGCACGAAGAUUUUCAGUUUCUGCAGACAAAACCCGAGUGGCUGUUAUUUCCUUUUCAACUGACACUAGGAUUCACGUGAACUAUAUUAAAGAUAGUGUAGGAAAUAAUAUGUGUACCCUCAUGGCAAAAAUACAUAGUUUGGAUUAUAAAGGAGAAGGUACAAGAACCAGUAUUGCUAUGAGGAAUAGCACAGAGAUAUUUUCUCAAGCAAGGCAGAACACGAACAAAAUCAUCGUACUGAUUACAGACGGGCAAAGCAAUUCCGGAUUCGAUCCGGUUUCUGAAGCCAGGAUAUUGAAACAGAACGGCGUCGUUAUCUUCGCAGUGGGUGUCGCUGAUGUGAACACAAAAGAGAUUGGCGAUGUUGCUACGUCCAGUGACCACAUUUAUAUAUUGGAAACAUUUGACUAUAUUAAGACAGUCAACGAUAAACUAAUUAAUGCCAUAAAUGAGACAAGCUGGGAUUACGUAGAUGAUAUUUCCUUGUGCAAUAACUUUUGUGAUCUGAAAUCGGAUUGUUGCGACGCUCAUGCGAAAUGCUAUUGCGGAACAAUGGGAGGAUCGUAUGAGUGUAAUUGCGGAGCCGGAUAUUACGGGACUGGACAUAAACAACGUUGCCAUGUGUGUCCUAAGGGAACCUAUAAGGAGGAAGUUGGAAAUAGAAAUUGUACUUUCUGCCCACCUCAUUCUACGACGAUAGGAAGCGGAAGUACAAGUUCGAAUGACUGCGUAUGUGAAAAGGGUUACGAAUGGCAUGGUAACUACUGUAAAGCGAUGGAGUGUGCAAAAAUUGAAGCUCCUUUAGGAGGAGUUUUCAUUCCCAACAAAUGCGAUAACGUCUAUGGAACAGAGUGCAAAGUCAAAUGCAAAGAAGGAUUUUGCCCUUAUUCUUGUAAUUAUCCGCACAAUUCCGAUUCGCCGCCCUGGGAUCAACUUCCCUUACAAUCCAGGACUUGUUUAGAAACAGGAAAAUGGAGUGGUAAUGAUUUCAUGUGUGAAAAAAUGAGAUGUCCGGCAUUAGAACACCCAGUCUCUGGAAAGCAUAAUUGUUCGAACUUCUCAUAUGGAACAAUGUGUCAAUUUGAGUGUGAUGAGGGGUACGAACUAUUCGGAUCUCGUUUUCGAUUUUGUUUUUCGAAUGGCACCUGGAGUGGACUUCGAACUCGCUGUUUGGUCAAAUACUGUAAACCUUUGCAAAUCAACCAGAUCUUAAAAGUCAAUCCGAACAAAUGCAGUCUUUCGAAAAUGCCAUACAAAUCAGUGUGCAGAUACUACUGCUCUAAAGGAUAUACUCUAGUAUCCCGAAAUGGAAAUAGUGACGGAAUAAAUGAAUGUCAAUCCAAUCAGACGUGGUCAGGAGCUGACAAUUCUAUAAAUUGCCAGGAUGUAUCUCCACCUGUUAUCCAUUGUCCUAAAUCUAUAACAGUUAAAACGGACUUUUCCAAAAGCACUGCCUCUGUUUCUUGGGAUUUGCCCGUCGCACAAGACAAUAUUUUCGUCAGUUUCGUGGAUAUUAUAGAGCCCAGACACAUAAGGAAGAUGCCGCAUUCUUUCCCUAUUUCCACUACGAAGGUUGUCUAUAAAGCAGUGGACAGCGUCAAUCUGACAAACACGUGUUCAUUUAACGUUACUGUUAUCGAUAAAGAGCCUCCAUCAGUAUUAUUCUGUCCAUCUGAUAUAGAGUUAUUCAGUGAAAACAACGCUGAAAUGAUUGUUAGCUGGAAUGAACCAGUAUUUAAUGAUAAUUCUGGAAAUUUUACUUUGACACCUCCAAAUAAGAAGAGCGGUACUGGAUUUGCAUGGGGAUCACAUGAUGUAAUAUCCUACAAUGUUACAGACCCGUCAGGGAAUAAAGCGUACUGCAACUUUACAGUGACUGUAAAACCCUAUCCAUGUCCAUAUUUUAAACGUCCAUUGAACGGGAUGGUCACUUGUGACACAUGGCAGCAGGGCCGUUUAUGCAGCGUUCAGUGCAACGAGGGUUAUCACUUUGCUUCUAAAGAAGAUGUUCCAGCUGUGUUCGAAUGUUUACAGACUGGCAGCAGUUCGACGAAAACAGGAAAAUGGGUCCCAUUCCAGUUACUAGAUGUAUCAUUUAAAAUGCCCGUACCUGAUUGCACAAAAAUACAAAAGAUGAAUGUUGUGAAUGCUUCAAUCGAUCUCAGCUUUCCUGUCAAUGAUUGCAGUGAAGAAGCUAUCAACAAGAUGAAGAAAAAGUUCCUUCGAAAUCUCAAACCUUUUGAUAUGUUGCUUCCUGGAUUUAUCUGCCCCGCUGCUGAUAGUUGCCUUCCAGAAAAUGUACGCGUAGAAUGCGUACCCGAUAUCUCAAGGAAGAAGAGAAGUAAGAGAAGUACUGAGAAUCUUCUAAAAAUAUCGUUUGAUGUCAAAUUGCAACCCUCUGUAGAAUUGGAUGACAAUGUGGAGAAUAGUAUUGACGCAAAUUCGAUGAAUCAGAUAUUGGAAGAAGUUCUUGCUGUUGCAUCAGAGAAUGCGAGAGAAGUUUACAGUAUUCCAUCCAUCCAAAAUCCGCAAAUAAAUUAUCGCUUGGAAGCCAUUUGCAGAGCAGGGCAACUGAGGAUUAACGAUACCUGCAUUAACUGUCCAGCCGGUACAUAUAAAGAUGAUAUCAGUGACUCUUGUAUGGAUUGUCCAGCUUCUACUUACCAGGAGAAGGAAGGAUUAUUAUAUUGUUUACCGUGUCCAGUUGGGUACACUACCUACCAGACAAGAAGCAAAUCUUUCAGGGAUUGCAAAGCUCCUUGUCCUCCCGGAUAUUAUUCCAAAACCUCAUUUGAGCCUUGCUUUCCAUGUCCUCUCAACACUUUUCAAGAAUCACCAAGAAGUCAAGAGUGCGCCAAAUGCCCGCAUGGUCUGCAAACAUGGAAAGUCGGCUCUAACAGCUCAUUGGAUUGUACAAUUUCAUGCAAACCGGGAUUUUAUUCAGAUACAGGAUUAGAACCUUGCAUUCCGUGUGAUUUCGGAUUUUAUCAACCUCACAGUGAACAAAAGAAUUGCACAAUUUGUCCCAAUGGCACUAGCACACGAAUGAAAGGCUCUGUAGGGAAUUGUGAAGUUAUAAAUGUUUGCGAAGAACAGCACCCCUGCGCAAAUGGUUCCAAGUGUGUUCCAGUGGGAAAUGAUUAUUCGUGCAUCUGCAGUCUGGGAUACUUCGGAAGAAAUUGUGAAGAGACAAAGUAUUAUUGCGAAGAGGAUCACUGCUUAAAUAAUGGAAGUUGCAAAGUGGUACCAGGAGGAUACGAGUGUUCCUGCCCAGAGGGGUUUUCUGGAAAACAGUGUGAAAUUAACAUCGAUGACUGUCAGCCAGGUUUGUGCCAGAAUGGCGGUGAAUGCAAAGACUUGAUUAAAGGAUACGAAUGUAUCUGUUCAGCUGGAUUUGGGGGAUUGAACUGUGAAAUAAAUAUAUUUGAUUGCGGUUUAGAUCCAUGUUUAAAUGGAGGUACCUGUUUUGACAAACUGGAAGGGUACAAAUGCUGCUGUCCUCCCGGUUUUACUGGAGUGCAUUGUGAGAAAAAACUGGAACGAAAUCUGUGUGACACUGUCCAAUGUCUGAAUGGAGGUACUUGUGAAUCGAAUGAAACUGAUUUUAAUUGCCUUUGCAAAGCGGGAUACGAGGGAGUGUUCUGCGAAUCUGAUGUAGAUGAAUGUUUGAACCACACUUGCCUCAAUGAUGGCGUUUGCAUCAAUGGCAUCAAUAGUGCAUCUUGCCAGUGCUCGAUCCUCUUCGCUGGUGAUAGAUGCGAAAAAGCUUUGCCUAAAGAAUUUUCAUUGAGUUUUAUGUCUCCAUCCACUGCAAAUUAUGCAAUCGUACAGAAUACCAAGAGACUUUAUUCGAUAACUGUGUCCUUUUUCAUGCGGACGAAUUAUGACGAGGCCAUGAAAAGGCCAACACCUCUUUCUUACAGUUACUAUGACAAGGAAAAGAACAUUUUAAUGGACAAUGCACUCACGUUUUACGAUACACGUGGAUUCAUCAUUUACAUCCACGGAGAAGAGCUGCACACUGGAGUGAAGGCUAAUCAUGAUUUCAACUGGCAUCAUUACGCAUUGACAUGGCAGAGGAAGGGUGGAAAGUGGUCAUUUUUUGUCGAUGGAAAAGUUGCUGCUUCAGGUGACGGCAUCGGUACCGAGAAUUACAUGUGGCCCGGAAUGUUUGUAUUAGGACAGGAACAAGACAGUUUGGGAGGAACCUUUAGCACACUCGAAGCAUUUGUUGGUGACAUUACUGAGUUUAAUGUGUGGGAUUAUGCGUUGUCCGAAAAUGAGAUAAAGUCAUUGCCGUUAAUGUGUGGUUAUAUUGGAAAUUUAAUACCCUGGCUUCAAGUUUCUAACAAUGUACAUGGAAAUAUUCAAGUUUCAGAAAAAGUAGACCUCUGCUCGAGCAAAGGACGCUGCGCAGUCAAGAACUGUAACUGUUUAUAUUCAAUCAAAGGAAACAGUGAUUGCAGCAAACGUCCAGUUGAAGAUUGCACUCCUAAUCCUUGUCAGAAUGGUCAACCUUGCAUAGAAGGUGAUGCUUAUUCUUAUUGUAACUGCAGCUCAGGGUAUGACGGAAAAUUAUGUGAUUAUGAUAUAAACGAGUGUCAGGAAAACAAUGGUAAUUGUACACAUUUCUGCACCAAUACCGAUGGUUCUUACAAGUGCGGCUGCCCAGAAAAUAUGACUCUAUCGGAUGACAACCACACUUGCAUAGAUACUACUUUUUGUCAAGUCAAUGGACAAAUAAUAUUGGAUGGACAAUGGUGGAUGUCCUCUUGUCAGGAAUGUCUGUGUGAAAAGUCACAAGUAAUUUGCAACGAUUUGCAAUGCUCCUUUAUCAAAUGCCACCCGGAAGAAACCCUGAUGCAAUUCCCGGGUGAUUGCUGUCCAAAGUGUGUGUCGUAUUCAUUCUGUUUUGUUACACCCAACCAUACCGUGACUACAUUUGGAUAUUCUCAACUACAAUUUACUGACAAAUGUUCCUACACUCUUCUGGAGGACUGUGUCCAUGGACAUUUUAGUGUCCGGCUCGAUGGCGACUCCAAUAAUUUAAAAGUGUAUCAAUCCUGUUCCGUCCUGCAACUCAAUUCCACGGGAGAAAUGUUACUGGAUGAAGAAAAUUUGGUUUCACCUUUCAAGAAUGAUUUAUUCCAUGUACAAUCCGAUAACUCGAGUGUUCUGUUAUAUACUCAUUCGGGUGUAUACAUCCAGUCGUAUUCCAAUGGAGAAAUUUUAUUGGCACUCCCAACAGAUAUUUCCAAACACGCAUGCGGAGUUUGUGGCAGUCUGCAAGAAUAUAACGUGCAAAGACAUGUUUCAAACUCUACUUCAGAAGAGAAGAAUUGCAUUUUGAAGUUAGAAACAGAUCAAGAUAUUUUUGUAACAAAUCAAGCUGCAACAUAUCCUGUCAACUGUUUAAUGCUUUGGAUCAUUUUAUUGUGUUUUCUAAUUCGGUAUACUUCAUAAUGAUUAACUUAUUUUGUAAAAAGCAAAUAAAAGAAUUAAAACUUUUUGAAAUUAA